Messenger RNA from Physeter macrocephalus (sperm whale), 3286 nucleotides. It is a transcript of the gene TGS1, whose product is annotated as trimethylguanosine synthase 1. The record is from RefSeq and is a predicted model, not a curated record. NCBI's taxonomy places the organism in Eukaryota, Metazoa, Chordata, Mammalia, Artiodactyla, Physeteridae. Gene Ontology annotation, molecular function: RNA cap trimethylguanosine synthase activity. Gene Ontology annotation, cellular component: nucleus. Bases 244 to 2427 code for a protein of 727 amino acids. Gene Ontology annotation, biological process: 7-methylguanosine cap hypermethylation; 7-methylguanosine RNA capping. The transcript has 11 exons.
GGCUCCUGCAUCCUCUGCCUCUGCUCCAGGGCGUUUGUGGAAGAUCGGAAAUUGUGCAGUUUGGGAUUAAAAGGCUACUACGUUAAAGACGAUGGCAACAGUGCAGCUAAAGUAACAGUGCUGUGUGUAGGAGAGCAAGCUACAGAAGAGGAAGAAGGUGGUCGUUCCCGGGGCACUGCAGAGUCACGUGACAGCAAAGACGUAGGCCCAGAUGAAAGUGAACUUGAUUCUGAGGCUGAACUCAUGAGAAGCAUGGGACUGCCACUUCAGUUUGGUAGGGUGUCUGCACAUAAGAAUUUUGAGGUAUCUAUGAAUACUAGAAACAAAGUUAAAACAAAAAAGAAAAAGAAAAAACAUCAAAAGAAGUACUUAGAUGAAAUUAAGAGAGAAUCUUGGAGACAAGAAUGUGAGGAAGAUGACAUUUUGGCUUCAGAUGAUCCAUCUUCAUCUGAGAAUGAGAACACCAGAAGGUAUAAACUUCAAACCAAAAAAGACAUUGAAGGUGAGAACCUUCCUGCUGAAAAUACAUUACCUCCAAAGCUGGAGAUUACAGAGCUCUGGGAGAAGUACUGGAAGGAAUACGGGGGGGAACUGCUGUGGCAGAGCUGGCAAGAAAAGCAUGCAGGUCAGACGCCGUGCUCAGAACCCUGGAACGUCCCUAAUACGAAGGAGGAAUGGGAGCAGCAUUAUAGCCAGCUGUACUGGUAUUAUUUGGAACAGUUUCAGUAUUGGGAAGCUCAGGGUUGGACUUUUGAUGCUUCACAAAGCUGGGAUACAGAUACUUGUGGGUCUAAAACAGAAGUUGACAACAAGAAAGGCGAAAAUCGCACGAAAGCAGAUGAACUUUCUUCUCCAUCUUCAUCAAGGGGCAGCGAAAGCUCUCGUUCGGGUGAUAAAGAUCAUAAUGAAAUUCUUGAUGGACUUAGUAAUAUAAGUCUGAAUUCAGAGGAAGUGGAGCAGAGCCGAUUACAUCCCUCUGUGAGUUGUGAUGGAUAUCAGUGUUUAAGUGAAGUUAACAGCAGAAGAGAAUGCCCUGCUUCGGGCCAGAGUGAGCCAUGUAAUGGAGGAAGCAAGGAGAGCAGCUUGUCUGGGAACAGAAGCACAAGCCAGCCAACUCAGGAUUCACAAGAGUCCUCAGAAGCAAACACAAUCAAAGACAGACCACGCCUCAUCGGCGCUGAUGGAGAUGAGGGUGGCGAAGAUCCUCCUGAACAGAAGCCAGGCAAACUCAAGCGGAGCCAUGAAAUGGACAUCGAUGAAAACCCGGAUUCAGACUUGGAUGUCGACGGUUCCCUUCUAGGAUUCAAGCAUGGCUCAGGACAAAAAUAUGGUGGAAUUUCAAAUUUCAGUCACCGGCAGGUCAGGUAUCUACACAGGAAUGUGAAGUACAAGUCAAAGUACUUGGACAUGAGAAGACAAAUCAAUAUGAAAAACAAACACAUCUUCUUCACUGAGGAGCCAGGAAAAACUCUUUUCAAGAAAAGCAAAACUUUGAGUAAGGUAGAAAAAUUCCUAAAAUGGGUUAAUGAACCAAUGGAUGACGAAGCAUCACAGGAGCCAGCUUCUCAUAACAACGUGCAAGAUACUUGCACAAGCAGUGAUUCAGAGGAACAAGAAGUGUCUGUGGAAAAGGGGGAUGACCCACCGGAGACGGGUGAGCCGGAACCUGGAAAGCGUCGUGCCGUGUCUCCAGCUGCGGAAGUGGGAACCGAGAGAACCGACAGGGGCGGCACGGAAGCCGCGGUGCCAGAUGAGGGGGACUGCCGCGCCCAGGCUGCACCAGACCGUCGUCAGGCAGAAGCCGAAGCUGAAGAUAAAAAGAAGAAGAAGAAGAAGAAGAAAAGCAAGACCAGGAAGGGAAUAGGUCUGCCUCCUGAGAUCACUGCUGUGCCCGAGCUGGCCAAGUACUGGGCCCAGAGAUACAGGCUCUUUUCCCGCUUUGACGAGGGGAUUAAAUUAGACAGAGAGGGCUGGUUUUCAGUUACACCGGAGAAGAUCGCCGAGCACAUCGCCGGCAGGGUCAGCCAGUCCUUCCGGUGUGACACCAUAGUCGACGCAUUUUGUGGAGUCGGAGGAAAUACCAUUCAGUUUGCCUUAACAGGAAAGAGAGUGAUCGCCAUUGAUAUUGAUCCUGUUAAGAUCGAUCUUGCUCGCAAUAAUGCAGAAAUUUACGGGGUAGCGGACAAAAUUGAGUUCAUCUGUGGAGAUUUCCUGCAGCUGGCUUCUCGUUUAAAGGCUGACGUCGUGUUUCUCAGCCCGCCUUGGGGAGGACCAGACUACGCCACCGCCAAGAUCUUUGACAUCAGCGCCAUGAUGUCUCCUGAUGGAUAUCCUUUGGAAGUCCUUAGAGUUUCCUCAGUGGGUGUGGAGAGAAAGGGUGUGUGUGUGUGUGUGUGUGUGUGUGUGUGUGUGUGUGUGUGUGUGUGAAAUGAGUGAAGAGGAGAGCUAUUAGCUAAUAGCACUUGAUAGAUUCCAGUUUGUUUUGCAUAAAAAUUAACUGGUGAGUGAUCUCCAACAUUGUAUUUAUGUAACUGUGAGGUUCCAUUUCCAUUGGUUGCUCUCCAGUUUUACCAUCACAAAACAAGAACUAGAAGGCAUUAAUUGUGUGGAAUUAUUGUCUGGAAAUGGGGGUCUCCUCAAGACCUGUCCCUAGAGUCUGGCUGACUAUCCCCUAACUUUUCUUCAGCUCACUGACUUGAAUCCUCUGUGUCUCCAAAGUUUCCCUGUUACUCUUCCAGGAUGCUGAAGCAAACCCUUAUUUCAUAAAGAAUACCAUUUGUUAUUUGUCCCUUUCUCUAUCUCUCCUCCCCGGAGGAGUCAUGUAUGACUCUAACAGGAAUGGUGUUUUAAAUUGCUAAUUAAAAUUUAGAAAAAUACAGUGGACAGAGUUACUUGUCUUUCCUCUUUACCAGAAAGAGGCGGCAUUGUGCUUUCCUAUUCUUCCUGUUGUCGCAAAACCUAGGAAAUGGCCGAAAGAAAGAAUGUGUGUCUCUGGCUCUUGGUUUCCUACCACUAGGAUAAUUGAAUAAAUAGAUUUAACCUCUAAUCCUGACCCAUCGGGGACAAUAUGCUACUUAAUUCUCUUUUAGGUCCCAUUAGAGGGUAUUGUUACAUAUCAGAGUACAUUUGGGUUAUGAUGUAGUAAGUGAAGAAUAUAUCUCUGAUCAGAAAUUAACUACUGUUUUUGUUACUUUUCCUUAACUACUGUCCACCUUUGAAAUUUUCAGGCUUUCCCAGAAGAUCACUAAUAAUAUCAUUUAUUUUCUUCCAAGAAAUGCUAAUAUCG